Molecule: messenger RNA, 1701 nt
Organism: Saccharomycopsis crataegensis
Lineage: Eukaryota; Fungi; Ascomycota; Saccharomycetes; Ascoideales; Saccharomycopsidaceae
Gene: RSC58
Product: Rsc58p
Exons: 2
Coding region: 1-1701 (566 amino acids)
Source: RefSeq, a predicted model, not a curated record
AUGCCAUCGAAAGACGGGUACCUCAAAGAAUCUUUACAGCAGAUAUACACCGUGUUGCAACAUGGCGAUACCAAGCUGAAUAUUCUUAACACUGGCUUCUACAAAGAUUUUUUCGAAGAGUCGCCAACAAAAAUCACCGGUUCGUACUUGGACUAUGAAGAAAGUCACAAUGAGUCUAACAAAGAAGAAGCCGGGGAUAACAAUAACGAUGAUACCCUCAAGGUAACAAUCAAUGAUAGAUUUCAACUGGGAUACUAUACAUCCAUCUACAAACUAUACCAUGAUAUAAAAGUGUCGGCGUCUGUGCUAAUAUCCAACAAUAAAUUGGGAACGGAACAAUAUCUUGAUGUCGAUAACUAUUAUAAGUUUGCUACCGAAUUUCUCUUGACCGAGGCUGGAAGAUUGCAGUUGGAUUUGCAAGAAUUCAAAAAGUCAUUAUUGAAUAUUGAAUCACACCAGGAACUUUCAGAGUUCUCUGACAGUUUGGCUCAUGAUUUUGACAGGAUUUCUACGAGCUUUAGACACGCCAAUAACGAAUCCUUGUUUAUCGUUACUGGGCAGACCAAUAAUCUUCCUUUGUUCAGUUCUGCUGGCCAAAAAUCCGAGCUUGAUCUUAAUGAAUAUCCAAUUCCUGAACCGUUCCGCUCAAUGAAAGUGUUGCCACAUUGUGUGGCUACUCCUGGUUCAAGUUUGGGAUUCUUGUCUUCAUCUAAUGUUGAAUCAAAAGUUCCUAAUCCAACCCUUCCUCCAACGGAAAUCACCAGAGACAUCUUCCAUCCAAAUUGGCACGCUAUUCCUUGUGUUCCUUGGCUUGAGUUCAAGUCCAGUAAUAGCUUCAUACCUUUAAUUGACGAAACCAUUAGCGCAUUGAAUUCUAGAAACAAGGGGAAAAUAUAUUUUGAACAAAUUGGUUUGCCAAAACUAAUCAAAUUGAGAGAUGACUAUUACAAAAAUAUUGAAAAGGAAAAAAUCGAAAGCGAAUCUGAUAAAAAGGUAAUUAAUGCGGAUGAAGAUAAAGAAAAUGAAGAGGAAAAGAAAAGUGAAGAUGAAAAGAAAGAUGAAAAAAUGCAGGAUGAUAAUGAACCAAGCGAAAACGGUGAGCAAAAGAAAGAUGACGAGCAAGUUGAUGAACAGGAGCCAAAUGGUGAACAAAAAGUAACUGAGAAAAAAGAAAUGGACGAACAGAAGCCUGAUGGUGACAUUAAACCAGAGGAGGAGUCAGAUAAAACAUCAACUUCUAUUGUUGGACCAGGCAUUCUUGAUAUCAAUGUUAAGAGCAUUCUAGAAUGGAAACCGGGCCAAAAAUUUGAGGACGAUGAAAUUAACGCCCUUGAAAAUGGGAAAGAACAAAAGUAUGUAAGCAAAUUGUUGUUUGAUUUGAAUAAAUUGCGUUCCGAAAGGUUUGUCGCCCAAAGAACUUCAAAAGUGACAAAGCCAACCAAUAAAGAAAGAGAAAUUUAUUUCAAGGUUAAGAGACUUCUACAAGCGAUGGUUCAGAAUUUAAAGCCUUCGGAUUUAGUCGACACUAAUGAAGAAGAAUCAGAAGAAGAUAAAGGAUUAAGACUCUCAUCAAAUAUUCCUGCGCUACGUAUGAAUUAUCCUGGUACUCUACAUGCUCCACUUCCAGUUCAGUAUAACGCGGCAAGAUAUACCAGUAGAUUACAAAGUUUGGGAACUAGAGCUUAUAAGAAAAGAAGAUGA